Molecule: messenger RNA, 2253 nt
Organism: Mixia osmundae IAM 14324
Lineage: Eukaryota; Fungi; Basidiomycota; Mixiomycetes; Mixiales; Mixiaceae
Exons: 8
Coding region: 1-2253 (750 amino acids)
Biological process (GO): meiotic recombination checkpoint signaling; synaptonemal complex assembly
Cellular component (GO): nucleus
Source: RefSeq, a predicted model, not a curated record
AUGUCCACGAGCGUACGGACUCGACAAGUGCAAGAUGUGGCCUCUGAUCAGAAGCAGAUCACCCAGCAGCAGAGUCUUCAGGCUUGUAAGACGCUUCUCUCGACCGGCAUCGGCUGUAUCGCCUACCUUCGCGGUCUUUUCCCAGAGAACGGCUUCGUCGAGCGCAAGAUCUCUUCGUCUGCUCCCGCCACGGCUGAUCAGAGCAAGUCGACAAGGAGACCAGGCACGAGCGGCGUCAGGGUCAAGCAGCUCCUUCGCAAUCGAUCCCAAGAGGCAGACAGACUGCUCGACUACCUCGAGCAAGGCGUGUACGAUGCUCUGGAGCGCUCCUUCCUCCGCAGUCUCCUGUUUGCUGUCUUCCUCGAUCCAGAAGAUCAGCAGAACCUGGUAGAGUGCUAUACAUUCAACUUCAGCUACGCCAGCCCGGCAGAUGGACCUCAGAUGAGUAUCACCCGCACCGGUCUCACCGGUGAAGGCUUCACCUUCGAGCCAGAGACGCAAGGCAACGUCAAGAAGCAAGUCCAAUCUCUCAUCCGUCGCCUCGUUGCGAUGACCCAAUCGCUGUCCGAGCUCCCCCGACGUCGCUUCAUCACCAUGAAGCUGUACUACACCCCGACCUGUCCGGCAGACUACCAGCCGCCGUUCUUCAAAGAGGCCCAAGUCGACGCAGAUCGAUUCUACUUUGGCACGCGCUCCGCCCGCGAGGAACCCGAGCGUACCAGCCUAGGCCGACUCGAGACUGGCUUCCACGGUGUCUCUGUCAAUGUGUGUUCGGUCGCAUCUCACCUGCCAGAACACGUUUCGCCCACUGUUGCUCGGCAAGCACGCACCGACGAUCGCGAGACAGAGAUAGUCCGCAAUCGCGCAUUUGCACAAGCACGCAAAGUCGUCUGGGAUGCCGAGACGGCCUGUCUUCGCACGGAGGCUCAGGAAGAUGCAGAAGCCGUGGCGAAGCUCGCUCAGUCCACUGCCGGCAUGACCACAGACGAUGUCGACGUACCUGCUCGCGCUGAAAAGGACACGAUUUGGGGUCGACCAUUGGGUCGAUGGGAUGCUCGUGGUAACAUUGUGCCUAUUCCAGUCGGCUCAGAUGGCCUCGAAGAUGGCGAGAUCGACGAGGCCGCAGACAAUGCGCGGAUCCUGCAAGCUGCUUAUCCACCUGGCCGACCAGCGACGCUCUCUCAACUCGAGCCCACUCAGCGUGUUGAGCCCCAAAAGGGCAUCUACUUCACUCCGCCGCCAAAGUCUUUGCGAUCACGCACAGCAAUGGUAGAGCGCCACGUCUCACCCACCCACCCAUCUUCAGAAGCUGCAUUACCCGCGAGUAGAUCAGACCCAGAUGCGACGAUGGUUGACGUCGAUGAACUUGCCGCAAAGGACAAGCUGAUUGAUUUGGAAGCCACUCAAGAAGAGCCCGAGCCGGCCGAACAGGUUCGCCCAGCACGUCCUUGCGACUGUGGAGAUGCCAGAGAUGAUGGCACGCCCAUGAUCUGCUGCGACGGCUGUUCGCUCUGGGUUCAUGCUGCCUGUUACGGGCACUUUCAAUUCGAUGCAAAGAAGGUUCCACACAGCUUCUUCUGCUUUCAAUGCUCGUACACGCGUCUGCUCGACGGGCGGUUCCUGCCCAUCAUCGCCGAGGGUCAAAUCGAGUCUCAUCUAGAGAACCUUCGCUCACUCGCUCUGUUUCGUCGCGCCCUGGUCGUCGCGUACCACAGGGACUCGACGCCCAAUGCCAUCGAACUCAAGCAAAAGCUAUGCAUGUCUGUCGAUCUAUCUACAGCAGCACAGAUGCUCCGUCGGAUGCAAGCGGAAGGCUACGUCAAUGCGACCGUAGACGAGCGCUCCGGGGCUGCAGUCGACAUUCUCGACGGCAGCAAGUCGCGUGGCAAGGCACAGCCUAAGCUUGGCACUCGUCUGGCGGUCAAUCGUUCGAUGGAAGCACGAAGACGACGUAAUCGCAUCUACUUUACGCCAGGAGGCGGCAACGAGGUCGACUCGUUCAAUGCUAUCUGUGCAAUCAUUAGCAAACACUUCCCCGAUCAGACUCCAGCUGCUGCCUGCGCGCACGUUGCACCAAUAGAAGAAGAGCAUCAUCAACACAUGCCAGAGGCACACUUGAUCAACAAACCGUUUAAACAGCACAAACGAAGUCGUUCGGAUGCUAUCGAGUCAACAGGUCCUGGGAAAAGGGCCAAAGUGUCUCUGUCUGCAGGCACGAUCGAAGUAGCAGAGACUUACGAAGACACCAUCUAG